CUCUAACAUUGCACAUAUAGGGAACCGAACAAAAUUCCACCAACUCAAAAUUUUCAUUUUCAACAAAAAAUCUCUCCACACACUCCAAGAUCAUACUCCUACAAUACUCUGCACUCUAAUGUCUUCUUCCUCACUCUUUGAACUUGCGCUCUAAUGGAGCUUGCUUACCGCACUCCAUUUUCUCUCUCCUCCCCUCCCAAAUUCUUCAAUCCUCAGAAGCUUCGUUCCUUGAAUCUCACUCGCAUUUCCCCUCAAUUCCCCUCAAUUUCAUCUGGGUUUCUUCCAAAUUCAAGAACUGGGCGAUUAAUGGUGAAUGCAAGUGAAACUAGCGCAGAAAUUGAGAAUGUAGUUGCCGAAAACACUCAUGAAACGACGCGUUUUGAAAUCUCUGACGGACUUCCGACGCCGUUUGGGGCAAACGUUCGUGAUGGGGGUGUUAAUUUUGCUAUAUUUUCUGGGCAUUCUGUUUCUGCUACUCUUUGUUUGAUCACUCUUUCUGACUUGCAACAGAAUAAAAUAACUGAGCAAAUCUCACUUGAUCCACUAGUUAACAGGACUGGAGGUGUAUGGCAUGUGUUUUUGAAGGGAAACUUUGAUGAUAUGCUAUAUGGUUACAAAUUCGAUGGCCCAUACUUACCAGAAGAAGGACACUACUAUGAUUCUUCUCGCAUAAUAUUGGACCCUUAUGCAAAAGCUGUUAUCAGCAGGGGGGUCUAUGGUGAGCUUGCACCUGACCGUAAUUGUUGGCCUCAAAUGGCUGGCAUGAUUCCAUCUCAGAAUGACGAGUUUGAUUGGGAAGGAGAUCUACCACUUAAGCACCAACAGAGAGAGCUUAUAAUAUAUGAAAUGCAUGUCCGUGGUUUUACAAUGCACGAAUCAAGCAGGACCAACUUCCCGGGCACUUAUCUUGGCAUGAUAGAAAAACUUGACCACUUAAAGGAACUUGGGAUUAAUUGCUUAGAGUUAAUGCCAUGUCAUGAGUUCAAUGAGCUAGAGUAUUACAGCUACAAUCCUGCUAUGGGUGAUUACAAGAUGAACUUUUGGGGUUAUUCUACUAUCAAUUUUUUUUCACCCAUGAUAAGAUAUGCAUCUUCUGGAAUACGCAAUUGUGGCCGUGAUGCCAUAGAUGAGUUCAAACUUCUUGUUAGAGAAGCGCAUAAAAGGGAUAUUGAGGUUAUCAUGGAUGUAGUCUUUAAUCACACAGCCGAAGGAAAUCAGAAAGGUCCAAUUUUGUCUUUCAGAGGCAUUGACAACUGUGUUUUUUAUAUGCUUGCACCCAAGGGGGACUUUUACAACUAUUCAGGUUGUGGAAAUACUUUCAAUUGCAAUCAUCCUGUUGUACGUCAGUUCAUUGUGGACUGCUUAAGAUACUGGGUCACAGAAAUGCAUGUGGAUGGCUUUCGCUUUGAUUUGGCUUCUAUAUUGACUAGGGGCAGCAGUCUCUGGGAUACUGCUAAUGUUUAUGGGAAUAAAACAGAAGGUGAUUUGCUUACAACUGGCACACCAUUGAGCAGUCCCCCACUGCUUGAUAUGAUCAGUAAUGAUCCUGUGCUAUGCAGAGUAAAGCUCAUUGCAGAAGCAUGGGACUGCGGAGGGCUUUACCAAGUUGGUGGUUUUCCUCAUUGGGGCAUUUGGUCAGAAUGGAAUGGAAAGUAUCGUGACAUGGUGCGGCUCUUUAUCAAAGGAACAGAUGGAUUUUCUGGUGCUUUUGCUGAAUGCCUUUGUGGAAGCCCGAAUCUGUACAAGGAGGGAGGAAGGAGACCAUGGCAUAGUAUCAACUUUGUCUGUGCACAUGAUGGUUUUACCUUGGCUGACUUAGUGACAUACAGUGAUAAACAUAAUUUGGCAAAUGGGGAAAACAAUAUGGACGGGGAGAAUCACAAUAACAGCUGGAACUGUGGGCAGGAGGGUGAAUUUGCCAGUAUGACUGUGAAGAAAUUGAGGAGGCGACAGAUGCGGAAUUUUUUCCUUUGCCUCAUGGUUUCCCAGGGUGUUCCUAUGAUGUACAUGGGUGAUGAAUAUGGCCACACAAAAGGAGGAAAUAACAACUCAUACUGCCAUGAUAACUAUAUCAACUAUUUUCGGUGGGAUAAGAAGGAGGAGGCUACUAAUGAUUUCUUCAGAUUCUGCCGUCUGAUGACCAAAUUUCGAAGUGAAUGCGAGUCACUUGGUUUGAAUGAAUUUCCAACAUCUGAAAGACUGCAAUGGCAUGGCCACAUCCCUGAGCAUCCAGAUUGGUCCGAGACAAGUCGUUUUGUGGCAUUUACUUUGAAAGACUUGGUAAAGGGAGAAAUAUAUGUUGCUUUCAACACCAGUCAUAAACCAGUCACCGUGACUUUGCCUGAUCGCCCUGGUUACCGAUGGGAGCCACUGGUAGACACCAGCAAGCCAACACCAUUUGACUUUCUGUCUGAUAAUGUGUCGGAAAGAGAGAUAGCAGUUCAGCAGUUUGAGCAUUUCCUUGAAGGCAAUUUGUACCCAAUGCUGAGUUAUUCUUCCAUCAUUCUGUUGCUGAAGCCUGAUGUUGAUACAAGUUCAUAGGUCACACACCCUAUUACCAAUUUACCAUACAUAAUAUGUACAUUUUAGUUUACAGCAUGUAUAAUUAGGUUAGAGCAGUAAAUAAUGCGAUGGAUACGAGAGGAGAUGAUAGAUGGAUAUUUGUUAAUGUAGAUUUGCUGUGGUUCUAGGCUUAGAAAUGAUAUCUCAUGUACAGAUAUUCAGACCUUAUCUCUUUCAAUAAUAGAUCAAUAAAAGCUUGAUUACGAUUUUCCC
Chenopodium quinoa (quinoa) is the source of this 2775-nucleotide messenger RNA. Its product is annotated as isoamylase 1, chloroplastic-like. The record is from RefSeq and is a predicted model, not a curated record. Gene Ontology annotation, molecular function: hydrolase activity, hydrolyzing O-glycosyl compounds. Lineage: Eukaryota; Viridiplantae; Streptophyta; Magnoliopsida; Caryophyllales; Amaranthaceae. Gene Ontology annotation, biological process: carbohydrate metabolic process.